Messenger RNA from Orbicella faveolata, 4439 nucleotides. RefSeq names its product trace amine-associated receptor 6-like. Gene Ontology annotation, biological process: G protein-coupled receptor signaling pathway. Gene Ontology annotation, molecular function: G protein-coupled receptor activity. Gene Ontology annotation, cellular component: plasma membrane. The record is from RefSeq and is a predicted model, not a curated record. Lineage: Eukaryota; Metazoa; Cnidaria; Anthozoa; Scleractinia; Merulinidae.
AGAAAACGAAAUAUUUAAGACCUACUAAAGUCCAUUCAAAUGGGAGGGAACUUCAAAAUAAUCUCGGCCAAUGUGUAAAAACACCAAUAAAGUAAUUAACAACAAUGAAUUUACAAUCGAUGAUUAUGGCCUAUCAAGAUUAAGGCGGAUUACAAACUUGUAAAAAUUGGUCGGUUUUCGAAGACGUGUCUUCGCGACGAGCUCAGAUUGUGAAGAUAGAGACCCUGUUCUUUCUCUUAGUAGGUCACGGGAUAAAUUCGCAACUUGUCCAAGAUAUCUUGAUAACUUGGAACAUAGGAGCUGACAAAACCGUGACGGAAAUUCUACCGCGUUUGACCUCAGUAAGCCAACAUUGAGCCAUUCCUCGUAAGAUCUGAAUCUCAAUUAAAAAGAGCAACUCCCAUAAACAUCACUGACAUAGGACAUAAAAUUGGUGUUUGUACUUUUCAUGCUACUUCCCGUUCUCUCUCUGUGAUUCUCCCACGGAAGAAUUUCGUGAAAUGGCGCCAGGAUAACGAAAAAAUUUCACCCGGUCAUUUCAAGGGCGAGUGGAUUGGAUUUCGUCAGAUUAGAAGCAAUAUCGAAUGUCGCACGGUUCAAAAUUUAGAUUUGCUCAACAAACGUUGAAUCACGCACGGUUAAACGAUUUGUUAUUACGUUCCAGUUGUUCGUCUGUUUUUAUUCCUCUCGGCCCAUCGUAAUUCAUUAGAAUUCUCUGAAUCGAAAGCACAGCAGGAUACCGUAUAAGGUGCAAGAUCUUAAGAGUUUUAAAACUGAAGGGGCAACAUGGAAAGGAAACUCGAAUAAGAUAAACACAAACCAAAGCCACAUCGCAUGGAUUUGAACACGACGGACUCGAUUUCAAUAAACGCUACAAAAGCUUCUUCGCUUUUGAAAGGCGGCGGGCAACGUGAGCUCAUUUACAAAAUAUACUUGACAAGAGGUAUACUCGCUAUUCCAAUGGCGUUGAUCACAGCUUUCUCCAACGGUCUCGUGAUUUUUCUGUUUCUGAAAGAUCCAAAAAAAUGUCUUCGCUCAUCCCCAACAAGCCUUCUUGUCGCUAGCCUGGCUCUGGUGGAUUUCCUGGUGGGAAGUGCCCUGGAGCCCAUAGAUGCUUACUUCCAUCUUUCCGUGGCUUUUGGAAGGAAGCAACAAUCUAUCCAAAAAAAAGACUUGCAGAGUGCCGCAGCAUAUCUCCUUCUCUGCUCCAUGCUUCUCUUCAUGCUGAUAACGUUCGACCGACAUACAGCAGUGUCGCGACCUAUCCAGUACUCUCUAAGAAUCACCAAGAAAAGAGUUUACAUAUGUGUGACCUGUGUGUGGAUUUACUGUGCCUUGCUCAUCUUUGCAAUACGACAAUGGGGAGAAGAUUUCAGAAAUGAGAUUUUCUGCGUUCAUGUUGACGUAGUCGUGAUCGUCGCCACUGUCCUUUUCUGUAACAUCGUCUACAAACUUAGAAAACAUACUCGCACCUUAAGGAGAAUGAGUAUACACUCGGGCACGAUCGAAGAUGAUGUGUUUGUUACUCGAGCGUCGAUGCGCGAACGCAAAAUAACAUGGACCCUCUCACUUACGCUUGUGGUUUUCCUCGCGUGUACCAUGCCCUGGUUUCUGAUGAUGCAGAUUUUUGGCUACUGUAAAAUUUGCCAAAAAAAUUGGUGGGUCAUGAAACUGUUGUUUAUUUUGUUCCAGGCCAAUUGCGCUUUCAAUCCGUUCUUGUGUACUCUCCGCAUGCCGCCGUACCAGUUGGCGCUCAAAUGUAUUUUAUCACGGUGGACAUUUUCCCGCCGUUUCUACACUUCAGUAUGGCCAACAAGGGGAACGUAUCACCUACAAAGACGGCAGACAGAAUCUAACAUCCCCACAAGCAGAAAAGAAGGAUCUAGCUCAAGUAACUCGCAGUUACCAGCCGUCUUGCAACUGACUAAUUUCAAAAACUAAAGAACGCCAUUUCAUGGUUUUUUGUUGAGUUGUAAACUCUUGCUACUUGCAAUAAUCGCUUUUCCUGAAUAAAAGCAUUUUUUUACCGGAAAUCUUAAGACGUUGCGGGGAUUCAAGAGAUAUAUCAUUUCCACGACCCAGUUGAAAUGAUAAUAUCACAAAACUGCAAAGCAAGAUCGGGAAAACUGCUUAGGAAGUUGAAAAAUCAAGUGAAGGCUCAUAAUUUUCGGGAAGAACUUCUUACUCAAACAUAUUCCUGCAUAUUGCUGAAACGUGCAGCUUAUCUGUGGCAAGGGACCUCAGUGCCAAACAAUGCCAGUUAUGUGACAAGUGCUUUUGGAUGUGUAUGAUAGUUUUCUGUCAUUACGAAAGAAAGAAUUCUCAAGCGAAACUUUUUAGAUAAUUUUUUAAGUGGAUAGGGAUAGUGGACAGGAAUCAAGUGCUGUUUUCCCGGAAAUUCUUACUGAGAGGAAAAGCAGCUGAGAAGUUGAACGUGAUAAAGCUCGCACGUUCGCUGCGGUUAAUUUAGUAACGGUGUUUUGACAGAUUUUCACUGUUAAAAUAAUACCGUUGUCCUUUUAACUUAACAUUUAGACCUGGUUUUAGACAAUCGGGGGGAUUAUUAACGGUGUCGUUUUUCAGAUGACAUCAGUAGCGGUGGUCUCACGUACGAAAGAGAUCCACUUGUUUUAAGUUUGAAAGAUAUUUUCUCUAUUCAUGUUAAAUUUUGUACAGUUUAUAAAUUAUGGUACGUACAAACCGAGUUUUUUAUUUUUCAUUUUAAAUCUUUAAUCUAACCUUAAAGUCGAGAGAAAUCUUUUCGGAUCUCUUUAGUUCAAUUAUGUAUCAAGUUGUUCUGUGGGAUUUAGACAAUGAUUACACUGACAUCAGGCAACGCAUGUCAAGUCAAGAUAAAUAAGGACUUUUUUAGUAAAAGACAAUGCAAGUUAUCUCAAGCAAUUAUUUUUUUUGGCAGUAAGUUAAUUAAGGUUUGUGUUUGUGUUGAAUUUGAGUUACAAACGAGAUUAACAAUGGGUUUACCAUGUUCACAUCCGGCUGUUAAGAGAAUGGCGACUGACUAGAAAACUGUCGGGUUACUUCAGUCUCCAGACUCAAAUUGUACAUUUUUUCUGUUCUUCUAUAUAUAUAAAUAUUUUAUUUUGAAGACUGUAAAUGUAUGAGUGAAUAAAGUCGUUGUUGUUUAAACCCGGGGUCAAGUUCAAUGACGAAACAAUUAAGGGAAACAAAAGAAUUCCGAAUUUGUUUAUUUCCAAGUUCUGUUGGAACAAGUUCAAUUGAGUUUGAAUGGAGUAGAGUUGUGUGGGGCAUUGCAUAAAACUAUCACGAUUCGUAUUUCGAAAAGUAUACAAGAGUUUCAAGUAUUAUUUAUGUUACAUCCGUGCAUAACUAAUUAUUAGAGAAGCCUGAUUCAUUUAAUCAGUGUGUAAUACUUUAUUGAUAUUUUGGCUCUGUAUAACUAAUAUUUUUAGUUUGACUCAGAACGAAGGUUAACAGGAACGGCAAACUUUGUGAAACUAAUAUCUGCCUGGACCCGGAUGUCAAUAAUGAUGUGUGCAUAUUUGUAAUCAUUUCAAAAUCAAAGGUUGUUAAUUGUUUUCAAAAAUGCGCAUCGAGGUUUGAUCCUUGGCCCCCAGAAUACGUCAUCAGUUACUCAGCAACGGCUAUGAGACGACGAUGUUACCUCAGGUAGUUGUUGAUGAAAAGAACAGUACAAUUGUGCUGGCCUCUGUGGAGAGGUGGUUAUUAUUGGGAGAUUAAGAUAAGGGAAACUCUCUUGACUGGGACGAAAAUAUGUGGCCGCAAUAGGCCGUUGUGCGGAGGUCGCUGUUAGUAAAGGUUCGACUGUAUUAAUAUUAUUUUGAAAGUGUUGAUGUGUAAACAAGAGAUUAUGAUCCUGCGUAUAAAUUAUUCUCUGGCUGGAAAAGGGGGCAGGGUCGAGGAUAUCUCGCGCUGUUUCCACCCUAGCCUGGCCCUCAAUCUCUUCUCGGUUUGUUUGCAGGCCCGCCGAUGGCCUGUUUUGUCCUUAGCUUUUCCUAAUUUGAUAGUUCGUUCUGAUAGGCUGGGGUUUUUUAUGAAUUCCGUUUUUGGCUGAUACUUUCCUCUAAAAAGAUACAAUUCAAAGGGACUGUUUUAAAUAUACCGGCAAACCAGAGUCCUUUAAAGUUAAAAUGGUUCCUCCUCAUGUAAAUGAACUUGAAUUCUGUUAGUCUGUUCACAGACUUUUCCAUUUUCAACUUAAAAUCGUCAAGGACAUAAACCUCCUUACGAGCAAAAUAAAAACCGAGGGAGGCUGAAGAAAGUCGCUUUCAUGCUCCUCGCCGCUCUCAAACGCUCGGCGCUUACAUUAAAGAACAAAAAAGUGGGCCGUCAGACAGAGUGGAAUUCUGUCAAUAGUAAUCAGAAUUUCAUGUGAACUAAGCAGGUUGCUAUUAUUGAAACAGUAAAAAAAACAUCCUCGGGCAAAGUCAUUUCUGUCA